AGAUGGGAUGCUUAAUAUCAUGGUCAUAAAUUAACAACUCUCCAACAACUGAUCCACCUUAUAAUCCACAAUGUUUGAUGUUCUCUUGUACUUGACUUUGAUUAGUUUAAGAAAACAAUACUGCAAUUUGAAUAUUAUAUAAUGAAGUUGUUAUAAUAACAUAGUUCCUUAAACAUGGCCAGCUAAUUUGUUAAAGGAUUUAUGUCUCUCUUUCCCCCCUUAAAUAAACCCCUUCAACAACUGAAUCACUACUUAUUUUCCCUGGAAAAACAUGAGUGGAAGAAUCUUCGUCGUCAUAUUCUUCUCCUGGACUGCUCUUACAAUUAUUACCCCUACCCUUGUUCUCUGGUCAGAAUCCUCCAAACACAGCUUUGAAUUCAAUCGUAAGGGAACUGAGGGGGUAAAGGAUCAUAGGAAAAUGAUUGGAUAUGGAGUGAAACAAGUAAGUAAUGGAACCAUAUCUGUGAGUCGAUUGGAAGCAGCAACAGAGCAACAGAAGUGGAGCUGCCUCCUGGAAUUUGGAGGCUGGGUCAUCAAAGUACUUCGAAAAGCAAUGGGUUUGUUAUCAGGGUCAGAUUAAAUCAAUGAUGAACUAUACAAAGGAAGUGUAUGUUUUUCUUUUUCCAACUUUUACAAGAAAACAUGUAAAAGAAGGCAGACUUUCAGAUUUCUUACCUUGUACACAGAAACCCACUGCACAAAAUUUACAUAUUUAUUUAUUUAUUUUAUGAAUGUUUCGUUCUUUUUAAAGUUGAUUUCUAGUGGUAGGUAAACAGAUGAUGAAAAUCUCGGUAGAGUAGGUGAAGCUGAAUGACUGAAGGAUUUUAUGUUUGUCGACAAGUUCAGACUUGCCAAGCAGCGACUUGUAUAUUGAAUGCGAGUAAAAGUAAGAUAGAGGUAUUCAGAGUAAAA
Messenger RNA from Gossypium arboreum, 912 nucleotides. RefSeq lists its product as uncharacterized. The record is from RefSeq and is a predicted model, not a curated record. Lineage: Eukaryota; Viridiplantae; Streptophyta; Magnoliopsida; Malvales; Malvaceae. The coding region runs from base 272 to 580 and encodes 102 amino acids. The transcript is spliced from 2 exons.